AUGUCUCUGACUACUGCACCAGCUGCGUCUCCAGAGUAUCUCGACGAAGACACUACUUGGGACUCGCUAAACUUGGACGCGAGGCUCUUGCAGGCUAUAGACAAGUUGGGAUUUGAAAGUCCCACUUUGAUUCAAAGUAGUGCUAUACCCUUGGCGUUGGAUGAAAAGAGAGACAUCAUUGCACGAGCCUCUACUGGGUCAGGCAAGACUGCCGCGUAUGCGAUACCUAUAAUACAGAACAUCUUGGCUUGCACCGAUGGCAAGUCGCUGCUGGGGACACAAGCUAUCAUACUUGUCCCCACGAGAGAACUUUCGAAUCAAGUGUACCAAUUUAUGGAGAAACUCAUCAAGUUUAGCAAUAACAAGAUUGGCAUAUUGAACCUUGCGUCGAAUUAUAGUGAUCAAGUGUUGAAAUUGCUAUUGACGAGUCAACCCGCGGUUAUAAUUUCAACUCCAAGCAAGUUGAUUCAAACCUUGGAGGCUAGUGACGAACAAGGUACGAUUAUCGAUUUGAACAACGUCAAAAGUCUCACUAUCGACGAGGUGGAUUUGAUUUUGAGCUUUGGGUACAAGGAGGAUCUAGAAAAGUUGGAAAAAUAUUUGCCUGUAAAGAAGAAUUUACAAACUUUCCUUAUGUCUGCUACAAUCAAUGAUGAUCUCAAUGACCUCAAGAGUAAAUUCUGCACAAAGCCAGCCAUUUUGAAACUCGAUGACGCCCAAAGCAGCGCCAACAAGUUGGUGCAGUUUUAUGCUAGGACCACCGAGUUUGAUAAGUUUUUGUUGUGCUAUGUGAUUUUCAAGUUGAACUUGAUCAAAGGCAAAACGAUUGUGUUUGUCAAUAAUAUCGACAGAGGCUAUAGGUUAAAGUUGUUUUUGGAGCAGUUUGGCAUCAGGUGUUGUCUUUUAAACAGUGAAUUACCAAUCAAUUCGAGGUUGCAUGUUGUAGAGGAGUUCAACAAGAAUGUGUAUCAUUUACUUAUCGCAACGGACGAUUUGUCCAUGGAGAAAGAGGAACAAGAUGACGGCGACGACGGUGAGGAAGAGGAGACCAAAGUCAAGGAGUCCCAAGACAAGAAGAGCAAAGAUAAGGAGUCCAAAGCGGUGACCAAAAAAUCGAGAAAGGACAAGGAAUAUGGAGUUUCGAGAGGAGUUGAUUUCCGCAACGUUGCAUGCGUGCUAAAUUUCGACUUGCCCACCACAUCCAAGGCGUAUGUGCAUAGAGUCGGGAGAACUGCAAGAGCAGGAAAAUCAGGCAUGGCUCUCUCGUUCGUGGUGCCCGAAAAGGAAGUUGGCAAACACAAGACUGCAUCGCUUGCGUCAGCCAAGAAGGACGAAAAGAUCCUAAAUCGAGUAGUCAAGCAGCAGCUGAAGAAUGGCCUUGAGGUGAAACCAUACCAGUUCGACAUGAAGCAAGUUGAAGGUUUCAGAUACCGUGCUGACGAUGCGUUUAGAGCCGUGACGCAGACUGCAAUCAGGGAAGCAAGGGUUAAAGAAUUAAAGAAUGAAUUGAUCAACUCUGAGAAAUUAAAGAGGUUUUUCCAAGAAAACCCUCAGGACUUGGCCAGUUUAAGACACGAUAAGGAACUCCACCCCACGAGAAUCCAACCGCACUUGAAGCGCUUGCCCCAGUAUCUUCUACCUGAGAGCGCUAGACUGGACGUCAAGAAUAUCGGGUUUGUGCCGUUUCAUAAAAACAAAGUAAACAAGCACCGUAAAAAGGCAAGCAAGGGCAAGAAGAAGCACGAUCCAUUAAAGUCUUUUAAAAAGUGA
This is a messenger RNA of Lodderomyces beijingensis, 1770 nucleotides long. The record is from the annotation of a GenBank genome assembly. Lineage: Eukaryota; Fungi; Ascomycota; Pichiomycetes; Serinales; Debaryomycetaceae.